Messenger RNA from Mollisia scopiformis, 1972 nucleotides. Its product is annotated as SET domain-containing protein. The transcript has a single exon. The record is from RefSeq and is a predicted model, not a curated record. Lineage: Eukaryota; Fungi; Ascomycota; Leotiomycetes; Helotiales; Mollisiaceae. Gene Ontology annotation, molecular function: protein binding. Bases 448 to 1902 code for a protein of 484 amino acids.
GUUUUGUCUCAUUCGAUUCAUGAAUCUCCGCAUUGCUUGCUACCUCUCAAAUGCGGUUCCGACCGUCUAGAUUCGGAUGCGCUGCUUCUGAAACGGCACGACCCACAGGCCAUCGGUCCCGACUCGCAACUCAAGCGCGCUGAAUAUCGUCCAGCGUAAGAAGGAUCCUCUAGGAUAUCCCUUUCUUCGCCUUCGCAAGCUGAGCAUUCGAAAGGACUACCCCUGAGAUCGGACCUCGCUGAUAUGAAUGUUGAAACUUUCUUGCCCUCAAAUUCUUGUUUCCCUCGAUGUCCGCAUUGCCAGUAUGAUCAGAUGAAAGCCAAACCGUGUCAUGUCUUGGCUUUCUUGUCGUCGGAGCUUAUUUUCUCAUUUAAUGAAACAGACUCACAGGUUGAAGGUCUGAUACGAUGUCACUGGAAUCACCAAAAAGCAAGGUCUGGACUCCAAAUGGAUUUGUCCAUAAAGAUGGGCACGACUUGGCUUUGGUCUUUGAUGCAUUCAUUUCAUCUAGUCAUUCAUGUUCUCCACUAUCAUCUCGUAAUGUUAUCCUCUGCUUUAUUCUCGUUGGCCCUCUGCUCUGUCGUUCAGGCCGGAUCUUUUGAUCUGACAACUCCUCGUAUCGAACUUGACGACAGAUUACAACUGGAACAAUUUUUGAAUGCAGAACAAGCAACUUGCCCUAUACGAGAUAAUUUCUCUAUCCAAGUGACAGAGCAUCUUCAUCCUGGUAUCUGCGCACAUGAUAAUCACCACCCUACUCAAAACACAUCUUCAGUACAAACAGCAGAUCCCAUCUCACCAUGGACCAUCUACCCAACAUGCACAACAAACACCACCAAAAAAUUCUGCGUCUUCACCUCGCAAACCUUCCACGCCAACCGCGGCAUAACAAUCCUCACUACCCCCUCCACCGCAAGAGUCCUUUCCCGCCUCCCAGCCUUCCACACCAAAACACCGCACCUCUCCCCCCUCUCCGAAAACGACCAUCGCGAUCCUCCCUUCGUCGUAUCCGCCAUCCCCGGCCGCGGCAUGGGCCUAAUAGCAAACCGCACCAUCGAACGAGGAGACCUCAUCAAAUCCCACCCCGCAAUAGCAAUCUUCCACAACGACGCCGUAACCAAAGGCCACGCCCUGUACCCCACCCACUACGCCCCUCUCAUGCAUCUCGCCAUCAACCAACUACCUCCUCCCACCCGCUCUCUGUUCCUCGCCAUGGCAGCGCACAAUGUUACCGAGGAACCGUACAUUGAAAGAAUAUACACCAAUACGUUCGGCGAGGAUUUCAACAACCAAGAACACUCGAUCGUGAUCCCCGAGACGGCGAGACUGAACCACGAUUGUCGCCCCAAUGCGAUGUAUUAUUUUGAUCCACGGACGCUGGUCCAUUAUACGCAUGCGGCGCGACGGAUAUACGCAGGCGAAGAAAUCACGAUCACGUAUGUGGAUCCGCUGCAGACGAGGUUGAAGCGUCGAGCGGCUAUCAAGCGGAGUUGGGGGUUUGAGUGUAGCUGUUCAUUGUGUAGUCAGGGAGUACAGUUCGUGAGGGAGAGUAAUAGGAGGAUUGUGAGGAUUAAUGAGUUGAUGAAGAUGUUUGGGGAUCUGGAUUUAAAGGUGGAGGGGAAGGGGAAGAAGGGAGCGAAAGUGGGUGGGAGUCCGGAGAUAGCGGAGUUGUUGGUGGGGUUGUUUGAGCAGGAGAGGUUGUAUGCUAGUAUUGUGGAUGCGUAUCGAGUGGCUGCGUUGGCGUAUGCGGCGAAGGGGAUGGAGUGGAGGGCUGUGAUGUGGGCGAUGAGAGCUGUUGAGGCGGGGUUGAUUCAUGAUGGGCCGAGAGGGGCGGGGGUGUUGGAUAUGAAGAGGUUGUUGACGGCGCCGAGGGAACAUUGGAGCUGGGGCGUGAAGUUAUGAGUGUUUGAUCGAUUAUUCUUAUUUGCAAAGACAUAUGUUCUUGUAUAAAACCCAGAGAGUUCCGGUAGAC